AACGCCAUAAAAACAAAAGAAGAAGAAGGCUACGCAUGCGCAUGCGUGAACCGAGAUUGCUUUCCGGAUGGCGAAUCAACUUUACCCUGUUUAAAAGACGUGAAGGGAAGUACUGCUAAACUUCCUUUAUUUUGUUUUUAAACAAGCACAGCGGCACACAGGUUAUCUACUUGUUUUUUAUAAUUCAUCAAGGAACGUAAACCAGAAGCUUUCCAAGCUUCCCGACUAAAAUAAGUAAAGUUUGAGUACAUUUUGUGUCCAGGCGCCAAAUGUUCAACUCAGCAUGCUGGUGGGGCUGACAUCCGCGCUCCAUAUGUCUGUCUUGAAGCUGAAGUGAAUAUCAUUAUCUUUAACCAAGAGCUCGUGGACGCGGGCUGCAACACUGUCAUACAUCUCCGAAUUAACUGAAGUCGUACAGAAGACUCCUUACUAGCAAUGCGUCCUGGAUUUUUAGGCACUAAAGAAAAGGCCUGUCCUGCGUUCCAACAAUCGACUGCCAUUGCUCCGCUCUCUUCACCUCGGAACAGUCAUGUCAUGAGUGAUUCAGCGGGUCACUCGGAGGACGAACUGCUCAACACCGCGGAAGCAAAUCGGUCUGAGCGACACUGUGAAGGCAGUCAUCUAGCCAGCCUCCAACAGGAACAAACUGGAAGCCAAGCAAACGCAGCAAUUGGACUGGUCCAGAGAUCUCACCGACGACCGGGGACAUCAGAGACGGUCAAUGAAAAUGGCAAAUCAUUUUUAGAUUCUCCCAUUUCAUCAACGAAGACAAACGCCAGCUACCACCCAACGCAGCAGCCAUCGCAUAAUUCACAGAGGGCUUUGGAUUUUGGACAAAUGAGAGCGCAAAAUCUCAACUUUGCCCCUUUGACCGUUGGUGGGAAACAGAUGUGUUCUACCCCGUUAAAAUGUGGACAUUCGCCAAGACGAGGACAAAAGCCGCCAACAGAUGAACAAAUACAAUCCGUGAUUGAAGAAAGGCUUGCGUACUUUACGACUUUAAACAACAGUGAUCAUGGAUCUGCAGCCACUACCAAAGAAUGUCAGGAAGUGAUGAUGGAAGUCACCGCGACCUCCACCAAGCAUCAAGAGCAGCCAAUUGUUACAAAGCGCCACCCUUUUUUCAAGGUCAGAAAUGGCUCAUUACGAAAUCUAAAUAAGUCUUUUGGCUCCAAUAUGAGCAAUAAACUAAAACGUUGCCAGGAUCCUCAUGCCAAGCUGGUCAAAUUUGCAAAAAGUGGAAGUAAGGGUGAGAGGACACCCACUGGACAAAGUCUAGAGGAAGCACAAUACGAAGACAUUUCAGACGAUGACGGAGAAAGGAUCAAAGUAUGUUGCAAAACACCCCAGUACGAAGACAUUAGCGAUAAUGAGACAUUUGAGAUGCCAUCGCCGACUGAAUCCAGAAUGGCACCGACACAAAGUGACACCUACCCACAGCGGGGCCAGACUGAUGCUUAUUGUGUUAUUCCUCUAAACCUUUUGUCCCUGAAAUAUGAAGCCCCAAAAGCCCAGCGGGACGUUGAUGAAGGUGCAACAAAAGAGACUAGGGAGCAAGGUCAACCAGCGCCAGCUUCGAUACCGUCAUCAGUCCCCAGUUUAGAGGUCUACGACUCGUCGGAAACGUACCAACAGGUCAACGCCAUGCAAUUCGCCGAGCAUUUCGUCGUGCUUGACGACGAAAUGGAUGAGAUGAAAGAAACCUUACAGGAGGAAGGUUUUGCAUCCGUUGAGCUUGACAGCGGUGAAACUGAAGACAGUUGCGAUUACUCCUCUGGAUCGGAGCACAACUAUAUGACCGUGUCGGAGCAUCUGCUGAAUAGAUCAGCCCCGUCGUGUUCUGAGGAUGUUCAUUCUGACCACAAAAUUAAGGUAGAACAUCGGCAAACAUCUGUGGGUUUUAAGGGAGUUAAACACAAAACCAAAGAACCAACCGACAACUUGAUAACAAAUAAGAUUAUUAUCGUUGAUUCGUCAGAUGAUGAAAAUGAGGUGCAACUGAUUGACAGCACAGAUUCUCUGCAUGUCCACAUCAGUACCUGCAGAUCUAUCACACCAGGAGGUGGUAUCAGCCUGGACUGUAACGGGAGAAAACAUCCCAGGAACAAAAGACUCUUGUCUGGGUCACUGGUUCCACGGAAAAAAGCAUUACUUGAAAACGACCUUUGACAGUACAUGACUUUUGUGUGUGUACACAUGUCACCUGAACAGUUUUGUGUUAUUUAGACGCAAUAUGUUCAACUUGCAGGCAGUAUUUUUAUUUUCAAUAAAAGUCAUUCCAAAAUG
Messenger RNA from Nerophis ophidion (straightnose pipefish), 2286 nucleotides. RefSeq lists its product as uncharacterized. The record is from RefSeq and is a predicted model, not a curated record. The coding region runs from base 436 to 2169 and encodes 577 amino acids. NCBI's taxonomy places the organism in Eukaryota, Metazoa, Chordata, Actinopteri, Syngnathiformes, Syngnathidae. The transcript has 4 exons.